AUGUUUUUGUUGGUGGUGGGUUUUUUAGCCCAGCUCUUCUUCUUCCACUUCUUCUUCCACUUCCUGGGCUGCACCGAGUGCUUCCUCUACACGGUCAUGGCCUACGACCGCUUCCUGGCCAUCUGCAAGCCACUGCGCUACAGCGUCAUUAUGGACCGCAGAGCCUGCCUGUGCCUGGCAGCGGGGACCUGGCUAGGGGGCUCCCUGCACUCGCUGAUAGAGACUGCAUUCACCUUCCGCCUGCCCUAUGGCCGGGACACCCAGGUAGGCUACAUCUUCUGUGAUAUCCCGGCUGUGCUGAAGCUGGCCUGCGGGGACACGGCCCUCAACGAGCUGGUGACAUUCAUCGACAUGGGAUUCGUGGCCAUGGCCUGCUUCCUGCUGAUCCUGAUGUCCUAUGUCUACAUCGUCUCAUCCAUCCUGAGGAUCCGCUCCGCCGAGGGCAGGCGUCGGGCCUUCUCCACCUGCGUGGCACAUAUCACCAUGGUGGUGACUUACUACGUUCCCCUGGUCUUCAUCUACCUGAGGCCGGGGUCCCAUCACCCUGUGGACAGGGUGGUGGGUGUAUUCUACAGCACGGUGACCCCUCUCCUCAACCCCCUCAUCUUCACACUGAGGAACAAGGAGAUGAAAGAAGCCCUGAUGAGGCUGGGGGGCAGGAAACUGCCAGGGCCUGAGACAUGA
Molecule: messenger RNA, 684 nt
Organism: Mauremys mutica (yellowpond turtle)
Lineage: Eukaryota; Metazoa; Chordata; Testudines; Geoemydidae
Product: olfactory receptor 10G6-like
Exons: 1
Coding region: 1-684 (227 amino acids)
Biological process (GO): G protein-coupled receptor signaling pathway
Cellular component (GO): membrane
Molecular function (GO): olfactory receptor activity
Source: RefSeq, a predicted model, not a curated record